AUGGAUAAGCGCAUCCAGUUCUUCAACCUCCUCGAUGGAAGUAAAGAGUUUGAGUGGACUGAUAUCAAGAUCAUGAGUGGCAAGGCCAUGACUGGUGAGGCCACGAACGAUGAGGCCAUAGACAAUGAAGACGGCGAGUCCAUGAAUGAUGAGGAUGCAUAUGAUGAAGAUGAUGAGGCCGCAGACAACGAAGAUGGCAAGGCCACAGAUAGCAAAGAUGGCGAGGCCACAGACGAUGAGGCCAUGGAUGGCGAGGCCACGGAUGGUGAGGCCGCAUAUAGUGAAGAAGGUGAGGCCAAGGAUGGUGAGGCCACGAACAACAAGGCCAUAGAUGAUGAGGCCACGGACGGCGAGGCCACAAACGGCGAGGCUACAAAUGAUGAAGAGGGCAGGGAAAUGGAUGGUGAGGUCGCAGUCGACAAAGACGGUGAGGCCACAGAUGAUGAAGAAGUGAGGCCACAAAUAGUGAAGUAG
Molecule: messenger RNA, 474 nt
Organism: Humulus lupulus (European hop)
Lineage: Eukaryota; Viridiplantae; Streptophyta; Magnoliopsida; Rosales; Cannabaceae
Exons: 1
Coding region: 1-474 (157 amino acids)
Source: RefSeq, a predicted model, not a curated record